UAAAAACAAAUUAAAACAUUCUAAUUUGAUCAAAUGCCUUGCUCAAUUCAAAAUCAAUUUGAAACUACAUACUUCGAUACUCUGAUGAGGUUCAUGUGAACGUGAUUUAAUCAUCCACAUGCUAACGUCAAAACAUAUAGCAAUUCAUAAAAUAUAAACAAUAUGAGUUUUAUAAAAAUACAAACAAUCAAAAUUUACGUAGAAUUUUUUCUCUCUUUCUCCAGUGCAUAUAAUUCUCUUUUUUAAUCAAUAAUAUAUACGAAAACCAAGAAAAAUGCCUUCACGCCAGUUAAUUAUUUUCGACUUCGAUGAGACCAUCAUUAGCGUAAACUCCAUGCGUCAACUCUUCCAAUUCAUACCGAAUUACCGGCGACCUCAUAUGUACGACACGCAGAAAAAGGGUUGGAUUGAUUAUACCAACAAAGCAUUUAAGGAACUCCAUUCAAUGGGCUACCCUGCGAAUACAAUGUGCAAAUUUAUACGCGCCGUACCGCCCGUACCCGGAAUGGUAAAGCUGAUACAGUAUCUGUGGAAGUCAUGCGAACCCACUUAUGACUUGAUCUUGAUCAGUGAUGGCUAUCGUAUUAUAAUCGUCGAUUGGCUGGAACAACAUGGAAUUUUCCAAUGUUUCACUGGCAUUUAUUGCAAUCCUUCAGAGAUCAAUGAUUGCGGAGAGGUGACUGUAAGUGGUUAUCACUGCGCUGAAUGUCCAUACAGCCCACAGAACCUGUGCAAGCGGUGUGUAAUGAAGGAAUUCAUUUUAAUGCAGAAAGCUCUGAAUAUAAACUACGAUCGUGUAGCGUACAUCGGUAAUGGUAGCGGGGACUUCUGCCCUACAUUGGGUUUGGGAACCAGUGAUCUUGUGUGCGCUCGCAAAUACGAUAUCCUGACCGAGAAAAUUCAACAAAAUCGCAAAAAACUAAAGAUAAAACCGGAAAUUUAUCUAUGGGUUAGUGGAUAUGACUUAAUUGCCAAGUUGGCGCAAAAUAAAGACACUGGCAAUUUUAGAAAAUUAAGUAAACAAACCCCUUCUACUAAAGCUUAGCGGACUGUAAUCUCGUCUUGAGAAAAAAAUGUUUCGCAAUUUAACUAAAGUUUCUAUUUCUAUGCGGCUAAAUAAGUUUUAAUAAAAAUUAAUUACUUUUAUGAUUGGAGAAUA
Molecule: messenger RNA, 1159 nt
Organism: Bactrocera oleae (olive fruit fly)
Lineage: Eukaryota; Metazoa; Arthropoda; Insecta; Diptera; Tephritidae
Product: pyridoxal phosphate phosphatase PHOSPHO2
Molecular function (GO): phosphatase activity
Source: RefSeq, a predicted model, not a curated record